AUCGGGAAGUCAACAAAGGGAACCGACCAUUACUUGCGUCCCAUCACCCGGUGGAGUGGCGGUGGAGGCGGUAAUCGCCGGUACCAUCGCACUGUCCUGCCGGUGUGGGCGGGAGACGGUUGGGAGGGGGGAACAGUUCGUAGAUAAAAUAUAAAUACACGGUAGUACAAACUACAUUAAUUUAUAGGCGAGCAUGUAUAUUAUCAGACGGCGUUGUGUUGUGUUUUAUUUUCUAUGAAUACAUAUUUUUAUGAUGGAAACUGUACAGUGAUGAACUGCAUAAAGUGUUGAUCGGCGAUUCGGUUGUCUGAAAAUCGUCGUAACUCGUAAGUGUCCAUUAGUUACGAUCCGUCUUUAUUGCUAUUAUUGCGUACACAAUUAUUAUGUACCUACCCACGUACGUUCGCAAUAAUAUUAUAAUGUAAAUUAACGUAAAUAAUCGCGUAUAAGUAUCUUGUCUUACGUUCAUUUCUCACGCAUUUGUUUGCUGUUACGAUUACUGGUCUCGAGCAUUUUUAUCCACUAUUACCGCCGGUUAAUUGUAUACCUACUUGGCAAACAAUAGCCGUAUGAAAAUAGGUAUAUCAUUUGAGUGCAGGUAAACGUUAUGAACGAUCUCAGUUAGUUACGAAAAAAACAACGCUGAUGGAAUAUCCAAGUACUGGAUACCGUCUUUUUGUCUUAAAUCAUAAAUUUGUUUGGCUAAGGUCUGCUUGUGUUGACAUUAUGGUAAGUACCUAGAUGAUACCGUCAAAUAAUGUUUGCAAAGUAAUAUAAUGUCUUCAUUGAUUUUUGUCGCCGUAUUUUAACACAUUAAAUUAAACCAUUUGCAAAUUAUAUGUACCUAUUUUUAAUUUCUAAAACCAAGUUUUUCAUGUAUAAUAAAUUGUAGGAGCAUCCACUAGUAUAUACAGUUUUAAUAUAGAUUUAUUAGUUUUAACUAUUCGGUCAUUUAUUCAUAGGAAUACUUUCUUGCAUAUCAAAUAAAUGUUAUUGAAAACCUGGGCCUAAGUUUGAAAUAUAUUUAUUUAUCUAUUUCUUCAUUACAUAUAAUAAUAAAAUACUGUUACAACACUAUGGGGCAUCUUCUUGAUUCAAAUAAAAUAUAGUUAUUGUAUUAAAUCGGUCGCUUGGUUGCCUGAUAAGAAAUUCCCUCUCGGUCAUAAGAAGAAAAUAAAUAAAUAUACAAUUUUUUAAUUCAAUAUUCUAUAGACUUGAACGUAUUCCAUUAAAUAAACAUAAUUAUCAAUCCAAGCUAUAUAUUAUCUAUAGCAGUGGUCUUCAACCGAUGGGUCGCGACCCAUUUUUGGAUCACCUAAGCUUAAAAUUUGGUCAUGGUGAAUUUUCUUUUUAAAAUAAAAAUUAAGUUUAUACAAUUAUAUAAGGUAUACAAAUAAUUGUUUAAUUAUUAAACUUUGAAAAUUAAUAAAUGAAAAUACAAUUUGAAAAUAAUUAUAAUAUAUUAUGUAUAAACAAUAUUAUAUAAUUUAUAUUCAAAAAUAUAAUAGUAUUUUGGAUUUCAAAUCACAGUAUAUGUUUCAUAUACUGGUAUGAUUCUACAUAGUAUGAAAUUAAAUAUAAUAAUUUAAAAGUGAACCGGGCUAGUAAUAAAAUAAAUAUAUUAUAUUAUUAUCGUUAAAGAGUCCUACUAUCUACAAACAUUGUUGAUGUUGUCGCUGUGUUUAAAGACGAAUAAAUGUUAGUCGCGUUAUUAUUCUAUUCAUAUUUACACGUCCGUUAAAAAGUUUUUUUUAUUUUUAUUUCUUCAGUUAUAACAGUACUAUUACAAAGUAUUAAGGAAUUUUAGAUUUUUUUUUUUUGUUUUUCUAAAAACGUUUUUCUUUAUGUAUGCCUUAUGUGGAUCGCGAAUAAUGUACGCCUAAAAAAAUGGGUCGUGAGUCCAAAAAGGUUGAAGACCGUUUGUAUAUACGAUGUAAUCACUAAAUAAUUUCAAUUUAAAUACUAUUAAUAAAAUCAUAAAGGUAUCAAAAAAAAAAAAAUAUACAACUCACAAAUAAUAUUGUUAACUAUUGUAAUAUGAAAUAGCAAAAUAAUAUGUCUAAAGAAUUCGCUAAAAUUCUGAACAAUAAUACAAAUAAUGUAAAAAUCGCUUUUAAGAUUAAUAAUAAUUUAAUCAGACAUAUAAAUAAUAGAACCGAAAACUUCACAAAAAAUCUUCCUUUUGAAAAUGCUAGUAUAUAUAAAUUUAAAUGUAACUGUAAUACAUUUUAUAUAGGUAAGACAAAUUAGAUAAUACAUAAUAACCAAAUAAUUUAUAUUUCUUAACAUGUCUAUGUCUAUUAAUAACUAAUUUUAAAUAUUCUUUCUUAUUAAAAUAAAUUAUUUCCAUAUUUGGUAUUCUUUAUUUAAUUUUUAUAUUCAGUCACAUUUUACAUUUUAACUGUUACACCUGACGAUGAAUUUUUAAUUCGAAAUUGGUCUUUACAUUUAUCAUAAUACUCCAAGCAAUGCAUUUAUAAUAUUUACUUACUAAUUUCUCAUCUGUUAAUUUUGUUAACCUAACCCAUUAUAAUUAAUAUAUUUGUAAUGAUUUCAGUUUACAACAUGUUUGAAUCAUCGUCAUCACAGAUUAAGUUGGACUAUUUUUGUUGAAUUAUCUAAUCAAAUUAGAUUAUUGUUUUAUUACAUUGAACGUAAUCUCUAUUGAAGCUACAUGUCUCAGAAAUUUCAAAUUUGUUUAUCAAAGAAAAGAGGUGAGAAUUUUACUAGUACCUAUAAUAUUGUCAGCUUUUUACCAAAACUCAGUAAUGACAAAUUUUACUGUUUGUGAUAAUGGUGCUAGCGUAAAACAAUUUUUUUUAACAAUUCGCAAGAGACAUUUUAAGGGAGUUUCCUAUUCUAACCUGCUGCAUAUUUAUAGUUUCUUGUUUUCACUAAUGAAUAAAGAUGUAAAUAUAAUGAGCUAAAAUCCAUUAAUAGUUUAGCCAGUUUUUGUAUAUACAAGAGUCAAGAUUAAUGAUAUUUUAAGAAUUAAAUUAUCACACAUUAAUAGUAAUUUAUCCAUAACAAAGAAAUAUAAAAUAAUUGAACUAGUUGUGUUAAAACUGUUAAAACUCACAAUAUUAUAAAUGAAAAAAAAACUUAAAAAAGUAAUCAUUUUCUGAACAUUAACUAACUUCUCGGUUAUUAUCGAGUAUUGGCAAGAAGUUUUGGCAUAUUCUGUGUAGAUUAUAAUAAGUAAUUGGCACGAUUCUAGUUUAGUAACUUAACAAUUUUUAAUAUUUGCUUUUGAGUGUAUAAUAAGAAUUUUAAAAAAAUCGGAUAAACUCCACGUGGAAUUUAUGUAGAAAUAACUUCAAAAAGUACCAUUUUUCCCUAAUGCCCUUCUUUCAAAAAAAAAAUGCUUAGAAUUAAAUAUUUUUAAUACAUUUUUUGCAAUGCUUAAACCAUUGAUAAAAUUAAAAUUCACUUUUCAUAUUUACAUUUAAAGGUUUUGUACAGAAAUCUUGGAAAAUAGUAUUUUAAAAAUUAAACAAACAUUUGGUUUAAGGAAUAGUUGAUAAAUUGCAGAUAUGAUUACCAUUAGCUUCACUUGCUAUCUCUGCUUACCAGCUCAAGUACAACUGUGUGAUAUUCUUUAAUUAAUCAGUAUAUAUAACCUUAAUGAUCUGCAAGUCCAAAUUGAAACUGGUGUAAAAAUUAAUUUCCCAUAAGUGUAAACCUACACUAUAUAAGACUAGGCGUUCAAAUCACCUCUAUGAGCUAAUGUUUGAAUUAGGUUUAUGUACAAAAACUUAAUAAGUGUUCAUUAUAAGUAAGUUUUGGUUUUACUAAUGGAUUGAGCUCUUAAUUAAGCAUAAUACACAUAAAAAAAAAAAUCAAUAGGUUACUAAACUAAAAUUAUGCCUAAAGAUAUAAUUAACUUAUCUUCCCUAGUUAAAAAGCACCAGCUUUCAAAAAUAAUACAAUUUUAAACUAUUCCACCUAUACAGUAUUUUGUCAUUAAAAUCCUUAAAAAUUGUUUACAAGAAUGAAAGAUAUAUGAGGGUGAUCAUAAUUUUAUGUUACACUAAUUUUCUUCUAUAAAUAUACAAAAUAGAGAAAAAUGUAUAGUACCAAAGGUUUUUGAUUUAUAAACAUCUAAAAUAGUGUGUGUAUAUAUAUAUAUAUACAUUUUUAAAAUUUAAGAUUGAGCGUUGUAGGAACAUUUGCUCCACUACUCUUUGUUACCUUACCUAAAAAGUAGAAUUUCUCAUCAACCAGUUAAUAAAAAUAACAAAUUUUAACGCCAAAAUUUAUUUAAACUAAUACUAUCUAUUUAUGCAAUUUUGAAUAUAUGUUCCCAUUUGAAUUUUUAAAAAUUUACCCUUAACCCCCCCCCCCUCACCAAAAAAACAGUUAGUAAAAAAAAAUACAAAUUAUUUUAGAUGUUUAUAAUUAAAACUAAAAUAAAAUUGCUAUAACAUAAAAUUCUGAUCACCUUGUAUAUUAUACAAAGAUUGAUAUCAAAAUUAAACAUAUAAUUAACAUACCUCUUCUAUAUUCUUAAAUAAUUACUAAUUAUUAUAUGUAUAAUAAUAUUAAUUUAAUUUUAAUAUUCUAAACAUGAACAGCGUGGUCUAAUAAGUCUAGAUUUCUGUAUCUUUUGUUAACUUUUGGGAAAUAUUAUGACUAUCCUGGUUUUAGUUUCGAAGUGUUGUAAGAAACAUAUUGGUUUUACAAUGAUGUUUAUUUAUUUUUUUAAUAUUAUUUAUAAACAACUUUUCUACCAGAAAUCUUGCUCCGAAUUUGAAGUGUAGUACUUUUUCUAAAAGGAAAUUUUAUUUGAGUUAUACUUUAAGGAGAUCAUUUUUUAAUUUCCUAAGGGGUUUUCAUAAUAAUGGUUCAUUGUAAUGGUUUUGGUGUACAAAUAUAAAUUAAAUUCCUCUCUAUAUCCUACCUUCCUAAAACUAUUUGUACAUAUAUUUUGUUUAUUAUUUGUAUAUCACUUACUACACCAGUGAGCAAAAUGUGGAUUAUUUAUUAUGUAUACUGUUACCUAUUUUUCAAAUAUCAUGUAAUUGAGCCUGGCUUGUUUAAAAUUAAAAGAAUAAAUGCUGGGUAUACAAUUUAAACGUAGAUGUAAAUUUAAACUAAUUAUUUAAAUGAUCGUUAAAAUUUAAUUUUACACUAAUAUAAUGAAAAUACAAAUUUUGAAUAUUAAAAGAAACUUAUAUUAAAACAAAAUAUUUCAAAAUCAACAUUACUGCAUGUACAGUUUAUUCAUAUAAAGUUGAUUAAUGGUCUUAUAGUAUUACUUACAUUAAGUUGACAAAAUAAUCUUUCAUAUUGAAUAAUUAUAAUCCUAAACAGGGUUACAUAUUGUUGUAAACAACUAUAUAUAGGUAGCCUUUAUUUUUGAAGUUUUUAUUUCUCAUCUUUUCAUAUUUUUGUUACCAUAAGAUAAUUUUGGCUAAAUUUUUUGAUGAUAAUUCAUUAUUCACCCCAUUUGAUGGGUCUCAAAAGAGGGGGCUAUAAAACAGCCAAUUAUCAGAAAAUAUUGAAGCAGAAAACUUUGAAAUUUGAACAAAAAUUGAAAAAUUUGAAAGAACAUGCAAAUUUCAAGUUAUUAUUCCAACACAAUUUUGAAAAAACAAAAAAUAAUAAACCGACAACAUUUCGAAUAUUUUCUAUAAUAAAAAUAUAUAUUAUUUAAUAAAAUAUUAAAGUAAAAAUAAAAUAAAUAAAUGAAUCAAUGUAUCACCAAGAGUAUUAUGAUAAGUGUUAUAAGUAAUAUGAUAAGAUAUUAUUAUUAUUAUUCGACCAGUUUCAAAUUAAAAAUUCAUCAUUAGGUAUAUCACAGUCAAAAUGUAAAAUGUGUCUGAGUAUAAAAAAUUAAAUGAAAGAAAACAAAAAAAAAUAAUUAUACAACUUGGUCAUUUAACAUAAAUUAUAGAAAUAAUUUAUUUUAAUAGGAGAAAUUAUUUAAAAUUAGGUAUUAUUAGACAUAGAUAUGUUAAGAAAUAUAAAUUAUUUGAUUAUUUAUUAUCUAAAAAGUAUUGAUAUAUUAUUUUUAAAAUAGAUUUAGACAUUUAAAAUAUUAUUAAAGUUAUUUUUCAUUUUUUUUAUUGUGUAAUUCUUCUAAAACUGAAUUAAUGUAAAUGUUAUUUUGGGUUUUUAAUAUUUCUAAGUCUGUAUUAAUAUUAAAACUUAUAUUAUGGUUAUUUUCUAAAACAUGUUUAGCAAAAUUUAAAUCGGGGCAAUUUUUUUAAAUUUUAUUUCAGAAAUGUAUUCUUAUUUUAAUUUAUUUCUUUAUUUUAUUUUAUUUUAAAAUUUCUAUGUGUCAUACCUAUAUAAAAUGUAUUGCAAUUACAUUUAAAUUUUUAUAUACCAGCAUUUUCAAAAUAAGGGGGAUUUUUUGUGAAGUUUUUAGUUCUAUUGUUUAUAUGUUUAAUUAAAUUAUAAUUAGUCUUAAAAGCUAUUUUUAUAUUAUUUGUAUUAUUGUUAAGAAUUUUAGUGAAUUUGUUAGAUAUAUUAUUUUGAUAUUUCAUACUACAAUAAUUAACAAAAUUAUUUGGUGAGGUUUGUAUUAUAUUUUCAGCCCAAAUAUUUUUGUUUUGAAAUACUGUUGGGUUGAUUUAUUUUUUUAUUUGUUAUUGCUCAAAAGGGUUUCUAAUUUCCUAACAGGAUAUUUUCAAAGGUUUUUGAAUUAAAUCAAAAUAUAUUUUACUUGGCAUAAAUAUGUGUUAUGCGAUUUACUAUAUCUUAAUAAUAAAUCUAAUAACAAAAAUAACCAAAAUUAAAUAAUUAUACCAGAUUAUAUAAUAUGUUUUUAAAUAUUGUUACAGAAUAAUAUUUAAACUAAAUAAUAAUAAUUAUAUGUUAACUGUUAUUAACAAAUAAAAUUAAAAAUACAAAAAGUGGGUAUGGUACAUUGAUACUAUGAAAAUCUUAUUACUUAAUAUUAAUAUUUUUAAUUAAUAUCUCAGUUUUACCAUCAAUUUAUUUUGUAAUAAAUGUUGUAAUAAAAAUAAUUUUUGUUAUAAAUAAUAAUAACUUUUUUUUUGUCCUUUGUUAGUAUUUUAUUGUACUCUUGUAUUAACUUGAUUUUUGUAAUAUCAUUUAUGUUAGACAACUUUGUUAAAAUAUGAAGUCAUUUAAUGGUGAUUCAAUUGCAAAAAGAUAUUAAAACUAUGCUUCUAGAUAUACUAUCACUAAAACAGUUCUUAUAUUCAUUAAUUCAUUUUUUCUCGGAUAUUAAAUUUAAAUUGUUUUUUGGUACUUACAUAUAUAAGAAUUAUUAUAUAAUAUUUUCUAGAUCCUCUCUAACACUUAUAAUGUAGUAGACCUAGUGUAAUUUCUUCUUUUAUUUUUACUAAAAUUUUCAAAAAAAUAAAUUCAACAAAUGGAUCUCUUAAAAAUGUUCCGAAAAUAAUAAAAUAGUUUUUUUUAAUAAAAAAAAAACUAAUUCACAUCUAAAUAUUUGUAGUCUUCAUUCCUAUGAGUAAUAAAAAAAAAAUCAGAAUCUAGUUAUCUUUAUUAUCUCCGGAGAUAUUUAAGGUAUAUAUCUUCGUACAGCCUGUAUAUAUUUUUGACAAAGCAUCAUUGUCAACUGAACUCACUCUGAAUCGCCUUUUCGUUAUCAAUAGUUUAUCGUUGUUUACAGAUAUACAUUAAAUUCUCUUCUGUAUCCUAUCUCACCAACUUCCCACCUACAACAAUGGCUUUAUUGUAUGUAAUCGUCUUAGUUUUAAGUCUGUUUCUGUUUUUUAAGUUUCCCUAUUCCUUAUUAUUUUAUAGUUAUUACCGAAUAUGUAUAAUAUAAUAUAAUAACGGUGACACCCCAAUUCUCUCGGAGUGAUAAGAUUACAUUAGAAAUAUUUAAAAUUGUAUAUAUUAUGGUUAUCAUCCAACGUAUUUAUGAAUUUGUCAUGGGAGGGUCCAGAAAAUUUUCAGAAUUUAAAGCCGUGGGGGGAUUCGCUCCCACACCCCCCAAUUACUCUUUAUUUUAUAAGUCGAUGUAAAAUGUUUGUAAUACCAUUGCAGCUUAGCGAUCACGCUUAAUGGAAAACUGGAACAUUUAGGAUAAGAUAAUAUUAAAAAUUACCUAUCUACAAAAAUAUCCAAAAACAAAUUACAUAACAUUUUAUUCUAUGAAUACAAAACAAAAUCAAAUUCGCCUAGAACUAAAUAUUAUUUCGUCAAUAAUAGCAUCCACAUUGAGGGGUAUAUCCUGAUGAAUUGACAUCAAUGUCAGUCCAUUUAGCCUAUCCUAAAUACAAAACAAAUUUAAAAUAUAGUUAGGUUAUAAUUUUUAUAAUAAAUAUUUCCAAAAUACAUUACUUCAUUCAUAGUUGAUCUAAGUUUUCAACCUUUUUGAGAUUAAAAAAAGUCUUGUUGGGUAGCUGUUGAUACUGACAAUGUACAAAAAAUUUGAAUUAAAAAAUGUAUGUUUGGAAAAUCUGUAAUCCGUCUUCGAAUAUCUCAUAAGUGCGUCUAAUCCACUUUUAGUAUUAACAUAUCUAUUACUUAUUUUAACUUUCCAAAUUUUUAAUUUUACAAAAGAAUUAUCUCAUUCAACUGGUUGUAAAUAAAAUUAAUUAAUUUUUAUAACACCAGAGUUUGUUCAAUAACCAACAACUCGGUAUUUUUCAACCAUGUUUGAUACCAAAUUAAUAACAAACAAAAAUCAGGAUAUUAAUUAAUAUUUUGAUAACUGAAGCGUCGAAAAACCGAUUAAUCUAUCUAAAAAGAUUUAAAUUCGAUUAAAAUAAUUGCGCAACCCUACUGCUGAUCGUGUACCACUCUCGUAGUCUUGUAGGUUGGUGGUUGGAAAGGUUGGGUACAUAUAGCUCUUUAAUUGAUAACUGUAUCUGGCUGAUUAAACAAAUAUUAAAUAUAUUUUAAAAUGCCGUAGUUAUUACAGUUUUCGUAAAAAAUUGAUUUUAAAACACUCUUAAAACAAAGUACUAUAUUAUGAUAUUCUUUUUUUUUACCCAGUUAAACUUAUAAUGAAUUUUAUCUUAAAUUUUCAACCAUUUCAGUUUAAUUAACCAGUUGGAAAAAUUUUACAUUUAUAGCAGGUAGACUUGGUGAGCUACUAUAUUUUAGAUUUGGCAAAAGGAAAACCCCUAUUUAACACCACUAUUUUAAAUUAUUUUCAACUAUAUUAUUAUCUUUUUCUCACAGUUAAAAAUUUAAAUUUCUAUGUUCGUUAUAAUCUAUUUAUGUUGACGGCACUUUUGAAUACUAUGCAAAGCAAUCUGUAUCACAUUAUUUAAAAAAAAAUUAAUAAUUAUUUAACUCAUUUGUAUUAGUUAUAUAUUUGAGUAUAUUUAAAAUUAUAUAUUACUGUGUUAUACAUUUGUGGCCUAAUCUCCGGUUUUUUUAAAAAAAAAACUUUUUAUUUGUAGCCCUGGGUAAUAAAAUGUAGCUCAAUUCCUGACCGCCCAAACAGUUUUAUAACCAUUAAACCCAAUAUAAGCUCGACAAUGCCAAAUGCCUAUAAAUAGCAAAAAUAAAAAGACAUCCUAGAAUAAUGGGGAUGGGUGUAGCUACUGUUAUAGGUAAUUUAAUUUAUACCUGUUAGCAACGAUAAACCAAUGUUAACGACAAGACGAUUCUGAACGGAGUUCAGUUGAUAGUGAUGCCUUGUUUACAAUAUUUACAUAUUUCAUAUUAUAGUAUUAAAUAGGGUUUCUAUAUUUUCUUUAAUAAUAUUUGUUUAAUGUUGUACCGAUUUUUCCUACAUUUUCUCGGUAUUCCCAUGUUUUUUACAUUCGCUGGGCAGAGACGUAUUCAUAAAUUUGGCGCCCGGGUUCUAAUGUGUUUUCACCAACCGAGCACGUUGGCGCUUACUUUCCGGUGACUACUCUUCAUAUUUAUCCUUUUUAGAACAAAGUUAGUAAAAAAAGAAAGCAGAUUUUAAACUAAUAAUAAAUUAAAUUAUCUAAAUAAUUUAAAUUUUUUUAAUUAUUAUCCACUAUAAUUACAAAACAAUAAAUAUUUGCGAUUUACAUUUUUUUUUUUUUUUUUUAUUCAUAAGCUUUAAAGGAAUUAAACUCAUCGAUUAUGUCAUCAUACUCUUAACUUUUUGUAAUGUCUGAUUCGAUGUUAAAUAUGGCGAUAUUGUUUAGUCGUUCAUCAGUCAUUUUCGACAGCAAAUAACUUUUAAUUCGUUUUAGUGCAUUAAACAAUCGCUCUGAAAAGUAGUUUGACACAGGACAACAUAGAUACAUUCUUAGAGCAAUAUUUAUGUAUGGGUAUAUGUCUUCAAAUCCUUUAUUUUUAAAUGUUACACACAUAUCUAAAAUUUAGGUAACUGUUCCUUAGGUAAGGUAUGUAAAUGGCUACGAAAGUGUAUACAUUCAUUUGAAAAUGUUAAAUCUAGAUCCAUUGAAUGGUGCCCAAAAAACAAUAAGAAUGUGGAAAUGUAGACAUAUGAAUGUGGUACAGUAGUAUAGAAAAUUCACAAUUCAUUGUUUUCUAUAUUUAAUAAGUGAUAACUGUUUAAACAGUGUCGCCGUAAUACUGUGAAUAUAACUGAUUUCUAAAUUAUUUUCAUGUUGCUCAGACACAGCUAAAGAUAAUAUAUAGUUCUAUUAUCUAUAAAUCUUGUCUAUACUCUAUGGCUUUGCCAGGUGUUACAAUCUUAGAAUAUUAUCGAUUUAUAUUAUUUUUCAUUUUCAUUAAUAGAAGAUUGGUUUUGUAAAAAUCUAACGCCGCCCGGGGUGAUCGCCUCCUCCUAAAUACGUCACUGUCGCUGGGAAAACUCUUCAAAAUUGAAAAAUAAUCGCCUUAAAGUACCUUCCCAGUCAGAUUUUCUUUUAGAAAAAGUGCUAUCAUUGUAAAUCGGAGCAAAAUUACUGGUAAAAAAGUUGUCCACAGAAAAAAUAACCGUAAUAUUUUACAUAUAUUUCGUACAUUUUCCCGUUUUUCCUCUGUUUUUUUUUUUCGGCUUUUCAUAUUUGUUGAGAAAACCAAAAUUGACCUCCUUAAAUUAUUUCCUCAGUCUGAUUGCCUUUUAGAAAAAAAGCUACACCAAUCGGAGCAAGAUUUCUGCUAGAAAAGUUGUCCACAGAAAAGAAAACAUCUUUAUAAAAAUAUAAGCUUCUUCAAAUCAUUCAAUUUUUUUUCUUACCACUAGGCACUAAGUUUGAUUAUUUGAAUUAUUUUUGUAAAUAUUCCCGUACUUUCUACGUAUUUUUCGGUUUGACACAAUUAUUUAUUUAUAAAACUACAAAACAAAUAAAAAUAACGACGUUCUUGGUCACCAAAUAAAUUAAAAUUUGAACAAAUUGAUCAUUGUAGUUUUUCUAUUGGAGCAAUAUUUCUAGUAGAAAACCUAUAUCAUAAAAAAUGUAUAAUAAUGAAAUCGUAACGCCGUAAAUUUGUCAGUUUUCAUUUAUAUUUUUUCCGGUUUUUCCUAAUUCUUAAUAAAACUAUAAAGAAAAUCAAAAACUGCUUUCUUUAACAGUGGCUAUAUGUAUAUAAAAAGGAAGAAAAUCGAUAUCUUGUUAUUUUUCGAUUGGAGCAAUAUUUCUAGUAGAAACAUCGUGAACAAAUAUUAAAAACGGUAAUGCCGCGGCGUGCCCUGAAUAUUUGCCUGUUUACCUAUAAUUUUCUUUCGGGUUUUUUCUAAUUAUUUUGAAAACUCUUAGGAAAAUCCAAAAAAUUACCCUUUUAUUGAAUCUUCUAGAGAAAGUGUAUUUUCAGAAAAGAUACAAUACAAUACAAUACAUCAAAUGAUUCAAAUUUCUUCAUUAAUUUACUGAUCACUGUACUGUACAACUAGCCUUAACACUGCUUAUUGUAGGUACAGAAGUGUUCAAUAAAGUAUAGUAUUUAUCAGAAUACUUGGGUGACAGACGGAAAUUUUAACAAUGGUUUAAAAUAUUAUGGUGGAAAUAAAAUUAGUUACGAUGGUGACGACAACUCAUCCUGUUUCGAUUAGACGUAUAAUAAUUUAAGUUGGUAGUACUUAUUAUCGGGUCACUUGGCUAUCCAUUUUCGGUAGGAAUUGUGAGGCUGUGGUUGUUUUCCUGAGUAGUAGUGAAUUUUUGCAGUGGGUGUUGUUCUCGGUAAUCGAUAGAGCGAAAUGGCCCGGGAUAACUUUUACUCUCAAUACCAUAUUAUCUAUUAUAUACUUAUAUAUUUACUAUGCUAUAUUGAUCGAAUUUUCUGUGACGCAUGUGCAGAGUGAAAACGAGGUCAAUGGGAGUGGUUUCCUAUAAAAUCAUUAAGCAAAGUAUGGGAUUUGGAAGCCCGGGCGGGCCCUUACAGCUAACUUUCGGCAGUCAUUUACUGUAGCUACUACGCGAAUAACCUUUUUUAUUUUCCAUCACACUUUUUUUUCAGUUACAACAAUAAAUUAACAUCAACCUUUACCUUCAAUACUUCCGCAACGUUUAUUUUCAGUUGGUGUUAACUAAUUUUAUUCACGUUGUUCACAAUAUUACUUAGUUUAAUACCUUCAUACCAUUUUUCGUAGCCUUGUUAUUUAUUGAACUAUAAACCAUAAAACACAAUUUUUUUUCAACAUACUUUCUUACCUUUAAUAUUCAAAUAUUUAAAAUGGAUCACGAUAAUCUAAUCCCAGUAUAUGUAUUUAUAGUAAUAUUUUUCAUAAUAUGUUUUUUUAUUAUUUUAUACAUACUCCUGUUAAAGUGCUUUAAUAUGUAUUUGUCAUUGUGGAACAGACCAAUAUUUUUCUGAACGUUAGUUUUUUUCUGUGGGUCGCAUACAUCAUUGUCAUCGUCGUAAAACCCGUAUUCAACGCGAAUAAUUGAGUUUUCAUACACUAAGAAAAAGCCAUCAACAGCGUAGAUAAUGUGGAGCACAGGUCAGAACUACUCAAAAAUCGUGAGCCUGCAAGAAUUAUUAAUACCACCCACAAAAGGUAUUUGUCAUCGAGCUGCACGUGAGUCAUUCACUGAAUUGGUGAUUUAUGAAGCAUUAGAUGACACAACAACCAAUGAUACGAUUUUAAACGUUCUUAAACAAUACGAUACCUUAUUUUUUACAUUAAUCAGUUUAUGGUUGUUGUUUAACAUAUUAGUGUUUAUAGUGGCUAGUAUCUAUAGGGCUUGUACGAGACCAGCGCCGAUAAAUGAGUAUGAUAAUAAUUUUCAGACCGUGUUACUCAUUAUAGAAACCGAAUAUAGGUCGUCGUCGCCAUUGUAUGUUAUCAUAACUUACCGCCCCUGCUAAUAUACAAUUUUUUUUUGUCAUUUUUUUAAAAUGACAAGUUCACACAUGCUUUUUUCUCUUUACUCGUGCCUUCAUUAACUACAACUGCAGCAACAACAUAAUAUUGUUAUUAAGAAAGAAUAGACAGAUUAAGACCAGUCCGGAAGAAAUUUAACUAUUGUGGCCCAUAUCACAUCAUAUAUCAUGUAUAUUUUGUCAAAAAAAAUCCUAUCCGCCCCUUUUGUUUCUCACCAGUUGUAAUUUAUAUUGCUUACGUAUUUGUUACGUACUUUUUCAGAAAUAAUUAGAUCAACUCUAGUUAUUGUCACUGCUAUAUUAUUAUAAUAUUGUGACUUCAAAGACGAGAAUCUCAUGGAUCAUUGUCAUCUUAAUAUGCAAUCACGAUCACCGCUGUUACGACAAUCACUGCAAAUAGUUUUGUAAGUGUAUUUUUAUGUAUUAUAUUGUUGUACUAAAAUACAUGGUGAAUACUCAAAUCAGCAAUUCAUACCUUAAAUAAAAUCAAACAAAUAAGAGUAUGUGCAUAGGAGAACGAUGUAACUGCAGAAGAAAAAAAUAUUACAAGUGGAAACAAAUUUGUAAAAAAUAUUUACUUCAUGUUCUUAAUAAGUUGGUAAAUUAUCGCAUUUGGACUGCUUCUAACUGAAAUUAUUUGCUCUUUUGUUUUUUCCUUUAUCAUUGCAAAUUUUAAUUGUUUUUAAACUCUAAAAUAAUAUGUAAGAUAAUGAAUUCUAUUAUAUAUCAACGAAAAAGAAAUAAUUUUGUACAGCAAUUGCUAUCUAAAUCUAACUAAACCACCAAUACUGUUACACGAGUUAAAUCUGAUCGCCAGUCACAUUUAACUUCUAUCUUAAUAACACUAUUACUACAAAUAUUUAUUAAUUUAAUCACCACUGUACAUACUUUCAACGUUCAUUAGACGUCACUGUCACAUGUAAAUCAAACAACGAAGAAAACAAAACUAUGGCUACAGAUCUUCAUACCACGGAAGCAAUUGGUCGUCGUGGUAUUUUGAACGGUUUAGUUACAGCAGCAACAAAAACUUGGCGACAUGGUCAACAUAACGGUCACACCUCAAAUGCUGUAGUAUUCCCUACCAUUACUACGGCAAUUAAUACCAGUCCAGCCUGCCGGACUCCCACCACAAACAGCAUCUCCGUCAUGGAAGAACAGCGCCGACGACUGGAGCUACAGCAAAAUCAGGAUCGUAGGCUCAAUGUACUUUGGUAUGGUGGGGACGACAUACACCAGCAGCAACAACAAACCACUCUACUUUUUGAAUCCCAUCACAACCGAUCUCAUCAGCCUACAACAGAUGAUUGGGAAAAACAACCGUUACGAAAACAACGAAAAUCGGAACAAUCACGACGUCAACGAAAUCUUGAAAAUAGGCGACCUACCGAACCAAUCGUAUGGGCUACCAUAUUACACACUAUAUAUGCGGCGUCCAUGGCUGCGGUAUACUACACGUUUGAUAUAACCUCCGGUAGUGGAUGGAUAUGGAUGAGAGGCAUACUCAACAAUAGCGAUAGCCAUUUGCAAAGAUGGUUAUGCCAUUUUUCACCUGCUUGGUAUUAUGUCGCCCAAUCAUGUUGUGCGUUCACUAUUGGUUGUUUAUGGUAUAGGUGGUUCUUUCAGCGACAACAACAACAAUUACAACACCGAUGGUGGUGCUACGUGCUACUUGUAUUGUUUACCACUGCUCUGUUACCGUCUGUACCGCUGGUUGAAGUCUUUAGUGGCAAAAUCAGUACUACAGCGAAGACAGCUCCGUUGUUAGAAAAUUUAACUGCAAAACAAGUAACCAGCCAUUCUGAUACUGUAGGGAACCUGCAUGACAAUCAUUUGAUCUUAUAUGAAGGCCUAUGGCAAAUAAUGUUUUUUAUAUUCAUCGCAUAUUGCUUUGUAUUGCCCAUACCUGACAACGUCAAAUCGUACAACAAAAUUAACAUUGACCACCGAAACAAUAAUACAAAAAACUUUCAAGAAAAUGAUGCAAAAGAUAAUGUUACAAAGGCAGUGCUGCUUUUUACAGUCGGUAUUUCCUUCGCAUAUACCGCUCUAAAUGCAUACACCGCAUAUUGCUGGUAUUAUCAUCACUAUUCACAACAAAAUAAUUUGAUGGAACCUAUCAAACAGGUUUGUAUUACCAGUAAAGAACUGUGUAUACUACUUAUACAGAGUAUCCUAUAGAUGAUCUGCUGCUUAAAAUAACUUGUUCUAUUCAAUAAUUUUGUUAUAUUUAUUGUUUUUAAAAUAAUUAGUGUGCCUGUGGGCUACAGUUUAUAUAUAAACAUUUAAUUUUUUUUUUUUUUUUUUUUUUUUUAGAGAGAGAAUGAAAACAAAAAAUUCAAAAUAGCUAUUUUGUGGAAUAGAUUUUUAGAAAAAUGUUGGUGGUUGAAAUUAUUGUUAAAAUAUGGUAUUCUAUUUGGGUACAAUAUUAAUGAGUUAUUAGUCGGGCACUUGACAAGGAUUUUCUUUUUCAUGAAUUAAUAUCAUAAUAAUAUUAUCAUAUUAAAGAUAUUAGGUAGUAAGUAAAUGGUCAUUAAUGUUGAUAAACAAUAUUGUUAUGAUUAAAAAGAAAAUUCUUCACAUUUUCAAAAAAAUCUAUUUUAUAAAAUGCCUAAUUUGAAUUUUUUUAAAAAAAUGACUGAAUUAGAAUUUUAAAUUUCUUAUUUUAAGUCCCCCUACUCAUUAAAAAAAACGUAUAUAUCAAAAAUAUUGAAUAGAAUAAAAGUAAUUUCAAGUGGCAGAUCAUCUGGGACACCCUGUAAAUUAUAAAAUAUUAAUGUAAUGUUAUUUAUUUAUUUUUAUUGAAUUUGCUUAAUGUUAAUAGCAACUUGUAGCCAACGUGGUAGCCCUAAUAUGUAUCAACCUGACUGGGUGGCUAUUACGCCAACACGUAGUUUUUGUCCGAUUGGAUAUUGGUGAUUUUUAUGAUAUUGAUAAGUUCAAUCAAAAAAACAAUGCAUUGCAUUUAGCAUUGCGAUUGCAAGCAGAAAAGUUUGUGAGUACAUUAUUAUAUUUCAUUUAACUUCUAACUAAAUCUACAGAUAAUAAUAAUAAUGUUAAAUUUAUAAUAGUUUGUAUGUAUUAAAUUUGUAUUUAUUGCACUUUAAAUAGUUAUUUAUUUAUUUAUCUAUAUGUUUUUAUUUACAAUUUCACUAUAAAAUUAUGAAUACAUAUUUUAUUGAUAAUAUAAAUUUACCUUUCCUUCAGAUUUUUAUUAUAUACAUAGAUUUAACAUGUUUUUAUAUACAUGUUUAUGAAUAUUCUAUGACUUAUGUGUGAAAAGCAUUCAAAAAAUUCUGAAUGAUUGACUGUUUCAUAGCAAAUAACCUAUAUCUUUAAUUUAAGUCUUAAUCUGAAAAAUGUGUUGUCCCUAAUUUGAUUUCAUUUACAUUUUAUUAAUAUAAUGUCAAAAUAUUUGUUACUUUAUAUUGGCCAAUGUAAUAUGUAUCUUAUAUUUCAAUAUUUUUUUGUUUAAUUUUAUUUUCAGUAGGUAACAUAUAAAUGUAUUGAAUCCCACAUCUAUUAAAUCCUAUACUAGGGCUUUAGAAUUUAAUUUUAAAAUACACUGGUAAUUUAAAUGUUUUAUUUAUAUUUUACCUAGAAUCGACUUCUGACAUCUUUGGUACCCAAGCGUGUAUUUUUGGAAAUGAAAAAUGACAUUUUAGCAGACGCCGCCCGUUCCUAUUAUUAUUAUUCUAAUUCUAAUGAUAAAGACUAUAAACAUGAGCUGCAUUUACAAAUGCCACAGGAUAUGCAGCUGCUCAUUCCUAUGAAUCCAAAAAUGUAUCUAAAAGAAUACGAAAAUGUAAGUGUAGUGUAUGCUAAAAUGUCUGGGUUCUGGUACAACACAUUGCCAGUUGUAUGUCAUGGUGGAGCAAGCUCUCAAUCCUCUCGGCAAGUUAUUACGCUUAUUGAUCAACUAUUUGUAAAUCUAUUUAAUGGACUGGCUCAUCGCAAUCAUUGCCUCCCAAUAUGCCUACUCGGCCAACGUAUAGUGUUUGUUGCCGGAUUACCAGCUGAAGAGAGCUAUAUAAAUGAUGAUGAUGCAUAUGAUAACAGUAAAUGGAAGGACACUAGGCAUGCCAAAGAUGCUAUCCAAAUGGGACUGGACUUAAUAAAUGCCAUCAAGUAAGUGGUCAACUAAAUUGAAUAACUAAAUUGAGUAGUUCCAGCCCAAACUAGCUACUGAUGAUUAGGUCUACUUCUGGUCAGACUGAUUUUUUUAAAUAUCUUAAUAGCUUCUCUGCAAUAUAUUCAAUCAUUUAAAAAAAAAUCCGCAUGACCAUCGGAUGUGUAGUUUCAAAGUCAAUCCAUGACAAAAAUGUAAAGUUUUGCUUUUAUACAUUUUAUAUAAUUGUAUUGCAAUAUAAUAAUAACUUACUAAUAAUAAAACAAUUUAAAAUAAUGAAGUGAUUUUCUAGUUGCUAGUAAUUUAGUUAAAUUGUUAUUUCUAAAAAAUAUAACUGUCCGAUUACCUAAUAGAAUUAAAUACAGUUUACAUAUAUAACUGUUGUAUCUUAUUUUUGUUCUAUUGUCUAGAAGUCAAGGAAAAUUAUGUAUUAAAAAAUAAUCAAUAAUGCUAUACAAAAAAUGUUUUUAAAUCAUGAAAAUACAUUAAUUAUUCUUGGAAAUGGCUAGAAAGGCAUUUUAAUAUUUAAAUUUUGUAAUGUUAAAUUUAGUUUUUGAUGAACUAUGUAUGUGCUAGAGUACUAUGAAAAAGUCAUGCAAAUUUGUAGGGAUAGUACUAUUUAUGGUUUUUUUUCAACUGACGAUUGGUUUCAAACUAAUCAUUUCAAUAUUUGAUAAUUAAAUUUAAAACCAGCAAUUAAUAUUAUAUAUUCUUAAAUCCUAUAAUGUCUCUGCUUCAGUUAGUAUUGAUAUGCCCUAAUAUAAUGUGUAACAACAUCCAUUUUAUAAUUUACAAAUUUAUCACAUGUACUCAAAAUAUUAAAUGUAUUUUAUUAAUAAUCUUAAUAAUAAUAUUGUAUAAAAUAGUAAGGUGGUUCAUGAUGUCAGUCGAAGCCGCUAUGGUCACAAAAUUGAUUUAAAUAUUCGUGUUGGCAUUCACUCUGGCCGGGUAACAUGUGGCGUGCUGGGUUUCACGGGUGGAUUGAGUACCCAUUCUAACUUGGGGAGUCGUUGGAAGUACGACAUAUGGGGCCAUGAUGUUCAAGUGACAUCCAGUGUUGAGUCAAGUGGUCGUCCAGGACGAGUACAUGUUAGUCAGACUACAGUUGACUGGGUCGCUAAAAAUGGAGUUAUUGCCAAUUCGGUCAUCAACCAACAUCCACCAAGAUGCAAUUUUCACAAUGAUACUGUCAAUUACAAUCCCGAACCUAAUGUCAACAAAGAGGAUUACACUUUUGAAUGUAAUGAAGAACUCAGAGACCAGUUCCUCCUACAAAAUCAUAUUAAUACAUAUUUUGUAGUACCUGAUGUAAUAGUAAGUAUACUACAUUCUACAGUUAAACACUAUCAAUAGUUUUGUUACAAACCUUCUAAAUUGAAUAAUUUAUAUAUAUUUCGUGUAAAUUCAGUGUACAAAUUCAGAAAUUAAGGAGUAUCAAAAUCAAGUGAGAAAUCAUGGAUAUAAUGAUGAAAAUUAUUCAGGAGAAGAUACAAACAUAGUAUCAUUAAUACUACAAUCCGUAGAACACCAACUGCAAGCAGAAAAAACACACCGGUGUCAAUAUCUUACUGUCAAUUCCUCACAGGAAAUUAAGAUGACAUCAGAACAUUUAUUAUCAACCACUACAGGGGUUGUUGAUUUGCCAAUAACAACCGCUGCUUUAAUUACUGCUCCUGUAACAGCUAUGAUGAUAAUGAAUCGUCACAGGCGCAGUAAAUAUGAGCAAGAGCCUUUACAGUCUGUCACAACAAUACCUAACACUUGCUCAACUGUCAAAACUACAAUGGUACUAUUUUGUAGUAUUUAAUAACGAUUUUAAAUUAAUAUGUAUUUAUUGUGGUACCAUUGAAUUUACUUACAUAGUAUAUUCCAUUUUUUAUGCACCACUAAAUAUCAAAGCCUAGAUUGAAAUGUUGUUUUAACUAUUACCCAAAACACACACAUUUGAAAAAUAAGCCAAAAAAAGCACAAAUCAGUGAUACUCCCAGAGCAUAUUGAUAAUUGGUUUAUUUUAUCUAAACCUAACCUAACCUUCCUAGAUUAUUAACUAAAUCUAAUCUUAAUGCUCUUGUUAUAUGUUUUAUAAUAAAACUUAUUUACUCUUAAUUAUCUUUACUGCCACACAAAUGAUCCACUACUCUCCUCUAACCCAAUCUUAAAAGUGGAAUAUCUCAUCAUUGGACUAAUGAAAAUCAAAAAUUUCAAUACUAAAAUUUAUUUUAACCAAUACUUCAUCUAUUUAUGGAAUUUUUUAUUAUAGGCUGCCAUUUGAAAAUCAAAAGUAAGAAGUUGUUUUACCCCCAAAAAUAAGGGUGAUAAAAAAAUAACAUAAAUAUAAAAUUGUAGAGCAACUUGUUUCUUAAAUAUUCUAGAAAAUAAAUUGCGGAAAAAGUAAAUACUUUUCGAGAUAACGAGUGUCUUAUGAUAGAUUGCUAGUAUUCCAGACAGGAAAAUAAAAAUAUGCUAUUUUUAUCUGUUAUAAUAAGUUUUUGUGAUUCUUAGAUAUUUUAGUUAAAAGUUCAACCACUGAUGGAUGUAUGUGCAAUACUAAUUAUUUUUUUUUAAACAAUAACUCAUUUUUGUCACACAAUACUAGUCUCAAUUUUUUAAAGUAAUUUUAGUCCAUUAAUAAUUAUAACCCUAAAACUUAACAUACCUCAUAUAGUAUAGUAUACAUAAGUAUAAUUUGUAUUACCAAAUUUAAAAUAGCUAGCUGUAACUCAGUUAAAUUAAGGUUUCAUAAAUGAAUCAAAGUAUUUUUAAAUAUUUAUUUAUUUAAAUCUUAUAAUAAAGAGAUUGCUAUUUUGUAUAAAAAUAAAAACCUAGGAGUAUUACCCAAAAGGUGUGGAUUGUUUUACAGUUAAAGUUAAAAAAUUUAAUUUUCCUAAUAUGUUUAUUUCAGCCCUUUAAUCUAAGAUUAUCAGGCAGUGAUAUUUAUGGAGCAAAUUGUAUAUGAAAUUUUAAUUCUUCUUAUAAAUGUAUACAUGUGUGUUAUUUAUGUUAGGUGCCUAGCAGCCGAUGGGAAGAUGAUGUGUUUAAGAACUAUGACCACAAUUUUACAAAUGUGUCAGCUGAUAAUGAUCUCUUUAGACUUGCAAUAGCUCACCUACUGCUUUUAUGUGUUGUUAUUGCCCUGUUUGUAGUGAAUAUGACCACAAUGCCAUGGACCCUACUACUGGGGAUUACCUUUAUAAUACCAUUUGUCAUUAUCUCUGUAAGUUUUCUUCAUCCAAUUUAAUUAUAAUUUUUAAAAAUAUUCUAAAUUAAUUUAUUAUGUUAUAAAUACAAUAUUAUUUAUAUGCAUAAAGGGUGAACUGAUUUAUGUGAUGGCCCUGUUAAUCGAUUGGAUCCCACUGCCAAAGGUUCAUAGCAAUACCUAUACAACUGCAAUUAUUACUGAUGAUAAUGACUAUUAUCAACACUAUGACAGCGACCACUACAGUGAUAAUAGUUACAGCAGCCAUAGCAGUGUUGGCUGCUUAAGACAUAUAAUAGAUUGCUGUUGCCCCAAUAGAUGUUUAUUAUUGACUUGGUUUUUCAAACCAUUUCAAUGGCUAAAUAAUUCCAUUAUAACAACAGAGAAUACAUUAGAUGAUAAUAACAGUCGUCGAUGGUGGUUUAUACCCAGUUUCUGUCAUAGUGAUCAUAGAUGGCCCACAUGGUGUUUGAACAAUAAUAGCAGGUCUUCUUGGAUAUCCUCUGAUGAGAGUGACAUUGAAAACAGGCCUGGCUUUCGAAAUGAAAAUGCUAUAUUAGCUUCAACAUCAGGUUUAUCAUCAUCUCAACAUCUACAAAACCGGUUACAACAUUCACAGACAAUUAACAUUAAUAGAAGAAGUCACAAAACUAGUAGUCGAAAUAAGAGAAGACCUAAGCGAAAUUAUCAGGAUGAAAUGAGGUGCACUGGAUUCUUUUGGCUAAGUGCAUGUUGUGAAAUGUUUGUUGUGCUACUUGUGUGCUUAUUAGCACUAUUAAAUGCUGUAAGUGUUAUUAUUAUUAUAUUUUAUCUAGGAUUUUUUUUUUUUUUUAAUUUGUAUCAUGUGUAUCUUAUUAAAAUAUUUGUAUGCAGUUUACUUGUGAACCUGUGAUAAUAACUGCAACAGACCACACCUUUAAUGAAAGCAUUAGUGGAUUUCAUACUCCAUCAGUCAAUUCCUCGCGACAACAACAGCAUCAUAGUCCAUUGACUUGUCAAUGGCCUCAGUACGCCAUAAUCACUUGCUGCCUAGCAUGUUUGUCAAUAGCAAUAGCCUUUCCCAUCUACUACGGCUCACUACCAACAUUGUGGAUGAAAUUUAUAGUGCUGUUUUUCAUGAUAUGUGUGUUUCCUAUAACAUUUAUUCAUUUUACACACCGACAUAUUUUUAUGGCUGCCUCAGUGAUGUCUGUGUCAUCAGCAUGUUGUGACACAAAUACAUGCCAAGAACAUAUUGGAGAUGAACAAUUACAGUUAGUACAAUCAUUAUUCUAUUUAGAUUAUUAUUCACUUAAUUCCUGUGAUUAAAUAAACAAUUGGUUUUUUUUUUUUUAGAUUCCAAGCAAAGUGAGAAAUACUGGGUGUUUUUUUUUUUUUUUUUUUUCAUGAACCCGCAAUUAUCUCUAAGGAUUUUAAGUGAAUUUGUUUUCUGUUUUUUUUUUUUUAAUCAAUAGAACCUUAUUUUAAAACCAUUUUUAAUUUUAUACCCCUACUCCAUAUACCCUAAAUAAGUGCAUACUUUUGAUUUUAAAAUAAGAACCUCUCCCCCUUCUUUUGAACACUGAUUUGAAUAGAGAAUAUUUUUCUAGAAAUGUUGAUUGAUAUAUAUAUAUAUAACACUAAUAUUAGAUUUACCAUUUAUGAGUUAUAAUAAUUUAAAGUUUAGACCAGAGGAGUAGGUUAGGGUAAUAAGUUGUCUAUCUGUGACCCUUUUCUACUCCAAUAGGAGGGAGGUUCAAAAUGGGGAGUGUUUCAUAUUUUAAAAUCAAAAAUAUGCAUUUAUUUAAGGUAUAUAGAGUAAGGAUAAAAAAUUAAAAAUGAUUUUAAAAUAAAGCUCAAAGGAUUCCAUAAUACUCAGAAGAAAACAAAAAUCUAAUUCACUUAAAAUCUUUUGAGAUAAUUGCUAGUUCGUGAUAAAAAAAAAUCCUGUAUAUUGAUUUUACUAUGAUGUGUAGUUUUUUUUUUCUAUUUGUUAACAACUUUUCUACCAGAAAUCUUGUACUAAUCAUAAACUGUUGGGAUGAUUUCUGGUAGCAAAUGUCAUUCAAUUGGUUUAUUAGAGAGGUUAUUUAUUGAAUUUCCUUGCAGUUUUCUUAAUAGUUUAGAAGACCAUAUAAAAAUCCGAAAAGUUAAUAAGUUUCAUUAUUUUCUAUUUUUGUUUUUUUUUAUUAUGAUUUGGUUAGAUUAUAAUUAUCUUUAAUUACAAUUAUUAUAAAUACCAGAAAUAUCCUCAAAAUAUUUAUAUUGGUCUUUUCUAGUUAUGGUAAAAAUCAAAACAUUCUGUCAAUUUUUGAGCUUUUUCUAUAAGUAUUUUAAAUUUUCGAAUUUUUCAGUGUACAUAUGUAUGCAUAUAUUUAUAUAUUACGCAUACAAAUGUAAAUGCUACAUUAUGAAAUAUACACAUAGUCAGUUAGACUUAUGUAGACGUUUUUAAGGUAUCAUUCUGUACUAGGUUUUUUUUUUCAACUUUGGAUGGUUUAAAAAUAAUUUUGAUAGACUCCAUUCAUCCCUAUCCAUCACUGCUACUUUUAGUUCCUUGUAUUUCUUCCUAUAUCUCUUAUGAUUUGUUUCAUAAAUGGAGUACUUGGUCUACAUCAUCUUGCUUCUCCCCUCUUAAUUGUCAUCAAUUUAUCAUUUAUCAUUUUAUGUCCAAUCCGCUUAUUUCUUCUUUCUAUUAUUGUUUCUACAGUAUUUUUCGCUUGUUCAUUCUUGUGUAUAUUUCUUGAUUUUUGACUUUCUCUAUUCAAGACAUUUUCAGUGUUAUUAUGUCUCAUAUUAUAUUCAAUAUUAUGUUGGUGGCAAAUUACUUAUAUUCAGAUGUACAUUCCUUUAUAUGUGUAGGGCCCAAAAUCGAGAGCUACAGCAACAGAGUGGGAAUUUAAUGAUUGUGACAGCUACCAUGUAUGUGAUAAUAUUCACUAUAGCUAUACUAAUCUACUCCAUUUACACACAUUAUCUAAAAAACCGACAAGCCAACCUCAAGGUUAAGGUCAGUAUUUGUACAAAUGAGUUGUAAUGUUAUAAUUGAUGGCUGAUUUACUUUAGGUCAUUAACAAUUGUUUUUUUUUUUGUUUCUUUUAUUUUAUAUUCAGAUUGAUCGUGAUAUGAGAAGGCUAAAUGUGUUGCGUGUUGCUCACCGGCGAACUUUACAUACCAUCAUACCUGACCACGUAGCUGAUUUAUUACGAAAAACCUACAGUGGUGAUGCUAAUGAUUCUGAUGAAGGAUGUAAUGAUACUUGGAAUAAGCAAUCCAGGAUUACUAAUUCUCAGCCAGAACCCAUUGUUGUCAAUGUAAGCAAACUAAAUUAAGCAAGUCUAAAUUAUUAAAUUAUUUUGUACUUUUGUUACUGUUAUCAGAAUUGUCAAAGUGAAGAACAUAUUCAAACACAUAUGUUUUCUCCACUUUAUCACCGGAAUUAUCAAUCAAUAGUUGUUAUAUUUGCAUCUAUAAUACGUGAACAAUUCUUGUUCACCACCACCACGAGCAGUGAAUUAAAUGAAUGCAGAAGUGAUCAGCACCAUCAACAGCUUUUAUCACUUCAUGAAAUCUUCAUUGAAUUUGAUAGAGUAAUUUGUAUACUAAUAUUAAUUAUAUUACAAUAAUAUUAUUAAAUUUUUUUUUUUUUCUAUAUAAUUAGUUGCUUGAAAAUGAAAAAUUCAGAGGUCUAGUAGAAAAAAUAAAAAUGGUUGGCACUAACACAUACAUGGCGGUUGUGGGUCUGCAAAGACCAGAGCAUUUGCUACUAAUGCAAAAAGAAGAGGUUAGACAAAGAAUAAAGAGAGUAAAUUGUUCAAUGGAUAACAACACCAGUGAUAGAGAUAAUGAGUUUGGACUAUGUGAUGUCACAUCAGCAAAUUAUGUGAUAUUUGCAUUAGAUUUUGUUCGAGAAAUGCGGCGAGCAUUACAUCAGUUGCAAACGGCACCAAUAAAAUCAGAUUAUCAUUUACAUUUACGGCCAACACAAUUCACCCUUAGAGUUGGUUAGUAUACCUAAUUUAUUAAAUAUUAAUAAUUUGCAAAAGAGAAAUUUAGUUGUAAAAAAAGAAGAUACUUUACAUUAUGAAUGUAAGAUAGAAGUUCCAAAGGUGAAGUAAUAAUAUAUAAGAUUAGUUUAUAUAUUCUGUAGUUCUAUAUUCAGGGACAAAUGACAAUUUUCUGACAAAUAAAAAACAUUUCUGAGCAAAUUUUGGUUAAACAUGUGUUAGAAAUUAUAGUAAUUUGUAACUGCAAAAUAAACACAAUUAUUGUCAUUAUUUUUAUCAUUUUUAUGAAGCCAAAAUAGUUGUAUCUGAAAAUAUAGUCCAUAAAAUUCAGUGAUUUUUACAAUUUAUAUAUACAUCCAUUCCAAAACCAUAAACAGUGAAUUUUAUAAAAAAUAAAAUUAAACAUAAUUACAAAUUUAAUAUAAACUAAGUACAAUAAAUUAAUCAAUCAAUAAAUGUCAUUAUUAAUCAAAACUUCUUCUAAUAUAAUAAUAAAUUGUAAUCCCCAAAAGAAAGGUUAGUAUUAGGUAGACCUUUAAGUGCUGUUUUAUCUGAAAUUUACAUGCAAAAUUAUGAAAUCAAUAAUAUUAUUAACAACAAAAUAUACAGUACAUAUAUAAAAGCAUAUUAUAGAUAUGUUAAUGACACGUUCAAUUUAUUUAGACAUUCAAAUAGACAAGCAGAAAAUUUAGUUAACUACUUAAACAAAAUAAUUAAAAAUUUUCAAUUUACACUCAAAAUGCAAAUAAAUAAUAAAUUAAAUUUCUUAUAUCUUACAGUUUUCAUAAUAAACAAUAAAUUUGAUUUUAGUAUUUACAGGUAAACCUACAUAAACUGAUGCAAUAAUACCACAUGUUUCUAAUUAACAUUAUUCUCAAAAAAUACAAUUUUUUACUUCAGUAUUCCAUAGGCUUGAAAGUAAUCCAUUAAAUAAACAUAAUUAUCAACACGAGCUUAAUAUUAUCUAUAAUAUAGCCCAUAGAAAUAAUUUCAAUUUCAAUACUAUUGAAAAAAUGCAAACAUGUUAAAGAAAAAAUAAUACACAACUCAUCAAAUAAUGUUGUUAACUUUUGUAGUAUAAAAUAUCAAAAUAAUUUCUCUAAUAAAUUGGCUAAAUUUCUGAACAAUAAUACAAAAAAUGUAAAAAUAGCUUUUAAGAUUAAUAAUAUUUAAUCAGACAUAAAAACAAUCUAAUUAAAAAUUUCACAAAAAAUCCCCCUUCUUUUAAAAAUGCUGGUAUAUAUAAACUUAAAUGUACCUGUAUUAAAUUUUGUAUAGGUAAGACAAAUAGAAAUUUUAAAAUAAUUAUUAUAUAAAGGAAAUUUCAGAAAUAAAAUUAAAAAAGAUUGCCCCUAAUUAUAAUUUUGCUAAACAUGUUUUAAAAAAAUUUAAUACCAAAAUAACGUUUACAUUAAUUCAAUUUUAGAAUUAUUACACAUACACAAUGAAAUGAAGAAAGAUAAUUUUAAUAAUAUUUUAUAUGUACAAACCGAUUUUAAAAAAAAAUAUUAUAUAUCAAUACAUUUUACAUAAUAAAUAAUAACCAAAUAAUUUAUAUUUCUCAACAUAUCUAUGUUCUAAAAAUAACUAAUUUUGUAAUCUAUCCAUUAAAAAAUCCCCCCUAUUAAAAUAAAUUAUUUCUAUGUAAAAGACCAAUUUGUAUAAUUUUUUCACUAUGUAUUCUUUCAUUUAUUUGUUUUCAUUUUCAGUCAGUUUAAUUUUUGACUUUGUGAUUUUACCUAAUGAUGAAUUUUUAAUUCGAAAAUCGUGAUAUAAUAAAAGUUUCAUAAUAUUAUAAUACUGUAGACAACACAUUCAUUUAUUUACUUAUUUAUUUAUGAGUAUUAAUCAGUUAGUAAUUUUGUUUUUACUUUAUUAUAAAAAAAUAUUAAACAUAUAUUUAAACGCCUUGCUUAUAAAAUGAACUAAUUAAAAAGUAAAUUUAGAAGUAUUUAUAAAAAUAUUUUCUUGUACAUAUAACAACAUAUCUUAUACAUUAAGUUGUGAAAGCACCCUUAUGUAUAUUUGUGCUAUUCUUUCUUCAAUUAUUAUUUUAUUUAUUUCAUAUUUGCUAAAAACAUCACAUGCUUAAAUAUAUGUUUUCAUCAUUUACUCUAUUUUAAUUAAUUUUAAUAUUAUCAUGAUAUAUGUGAGUACAAAUAUUUUUAUGAACACUAUUAUAGCAUGGUUUUAUUUUUUUUAUCAUUUUUUAUCAUGUAGUGGAAAAUUUUUAUUGUAUGUGGUGUUUUUGAUAGUUUGACAGUUUUUCCCAAAAAAUUUAUAAGGUGAAAAUCGUUUUUUUACCCCCUUUGAAAAUAAAAAAAUAUCUGAUAAAUGGUUGGUUCAUAUUUUUUUUUAGUUAAUUUUUAGUUAGUUUUUUCAAGUUAAGUAAUAAUUAUAUAAUAAGAAUAAUUUUAGAAUAUUUUAAAAAUUGUUAAAAGUAAUAAUUUAUUUGCUGAAAUUGAAAGGUCUCUAGAAUUAUUUUCUAAAUGAAUAAUCACAAAAAAGAAAAGACUUAAAUCAAAAGUAAUAGAAAUCCCCUUAAUAUUAUUAUUCUAAAUUUGUGUUCUUUCUGGUACAAAAGUUAUUUAUAAGAGAAAAUAUCACAGUUAUAAUAAAUCCAAUACAUUUCUUACAAAAUCUAACACAAAUUAUGUGAUAUAUAUAUAUAUAUAUAUAUAUAUAUUAAAUAAAUUAAAACAGUAUGUACUUUUUGUAUAUGCCUACAGGACUAAAUGUUGGACCAGCCAUCGCUGGAUUAAUUGGCUGCAAUGAUGAAAUCUGGAAGCGGCCGCAAUUCGAUAUUUGGGGCAGUACAGUGAACACAGCUAGACAAAUGGACACCACUGGCUUACCAGGUAGUACACAGGUAACAAACUGUGUAGUAGAAGUGAUGAAAUCUGUAAAAGAUUCUGAAUAUGAGUUUGAAAUCCGAACUCAAACCCUACACAAAGAUUAUAAAAGACGUACUUAUUUUGUGCGUGAACAUUUUCAACGCCAUGAAGGUCAUCAGUAUAUGACUCAGCAGCAGCAACAGAUAUCCAACUAUUAUCAGCAGCAACACAGACGAAUAGCUAUGGGUCAGAAAACUUACCAUCACCUACCAACUGAUUCGAACCAACAACAGUGGUUCAAAAAUCAGACAGCAGUACAACCGACUCCACAUAAUAAUAUCCACCGUACAAUAAAACAACAGUCAGAAUGUGAUCAGCCGUCAUCACCGCUAAUACAGCACACACAGCACUCUUAUUAUGCCAAAGCACCACAAGAGGUCAGAUAUAAAUGUGUCGAACCACAAAACUCUCCACCACCACCACCUUCACGUAGCACACCACCAUCCAACAUGCGUAGGAAACAACAAUCCCAGCACUAUCCAAUGCCACAACAACAAUGUAACGAAGAAGGAGAUUGGCAUUCAGACCAACUGAAACGAUCACGAGGUAAGCCAUUCCUUUUUUCUUAUCCUCAUACUCUUAUUUCUGCCUAUAGGCAUCCAAAAAGAAGAGUACAUAUAAAAAUAUGUACUUGUUCAUUAAUUAUUAUUAUCAUUCAAAAGAUAAAAGUUAGUUUCACAUCAAUUUUUCUGGUAAAUAAUUAACUAAACACAAAUAUAAAUAUUAAGUUAUAAAUUACAUUACAUUGAGUACCUCAGUAGUCAGUCAAUAAUUAUUUAAAAUACUUGAAAAUUAUAAUAAGCUCAUUUAUUAAUGUAAGCUAUUAUUUUAAACAAUUUUCUCUAUUAUUAUCAUCCAUAUAGGUAUGAGUUGAAGUUUUUUUUUAUUGGUAAAUAUUCAUCAUUAUUUGUAAAAUAACACAAGUACAUAUUAUAAAACUAGUUUUGAAAUUAAGUAUCUACUCAAUUUCAUUUGUAUACCAGUUUCGUUAGUUAUUAAUAUAAAAUAUGUCUUAUAAAAUCAAUUCUAUCAAUAAAUAAUAAUGUCUACAAUAAUUUUAUAAUUAAGACCUCAAUAUUUUCUUGUGAAAAAUUAACUUGGAACCUUAAAAAUUGUAUAUUAUUAGUUAUUUUCCUGUUGAUACAGCUGCAAGUAUUCAACUUUCCAAUGACAAUAAACAACAGUAUUAUCCAAUCCGACGGACGCCUGAUGCAAACCCCAAACCCAUAACCACAUACGCCCGCCCACUGCAACAACAGAAAAACAAUCCGCACACUUCACCAUCUGGUUCAACGCAACCGGUUCCCCAUGGCCUUGUUUUGUUAUUUGGUGAUGAUUCACAACAGCCAUCAUCAUCAUCGAAAAAUGAACCAACUAUUACUAAUAUUGUUAAAUCAAAUAAGUUUAUCUCUAGUCAUGCGGCUGCUAGUGCAACGACUCGUCAUGUUCAACAGCAACUAUCACAACCCCGCCGACCAAACAUUUUAGCCCUUCGGAACACUACUGCUGGAGCGCCAGCAAUAACGCCCAAGAAGUUUGAUGCAGAUAGGCCAUUGCCGGCACCACCACGCUCCUCCGACACUGUAGCCGGUAGGCAACGAAACCAUCAUGACCCUCGACGUCGACGCCGACCACAUAAUCAACCAUCAACAACGCCAACCACCAAAGAACUGCAGAAUCCUGUCUCACCUGAUAUUAUUAACACUGGUUUGGAUCCAGUAGCAUGGAUAUCGUCAUCAGCAUUUCGGUCACCGAUCAGUGCAGAAACAUUCGUCAGCACAUCAUCCAUUGCUUCGUCAUUGUCAUCAUCCGGAUCCACUGAUGCUGGUGGUACGACUACUUCUAAUAACAAUUACAAUACUACCACCACGGCAUCGUCAUCUGACAACGAUGAUAGUUAUGGUCGCACGGCUACAGAAGAUGGUGGUGGCAUCGAUCGAGUAGAUAUCGAAGAAUUUGACACUGCUACAUCUUCAGUAGCACUUUCACCUGUCCAUCAACAACAACAUUUACUACUACGUCAAUGGUCUCCGUCAACGACGACGGCUAACUCGUCUCCCGUCAGGCGAUCGUCAUCUUUUCGGUCACCUUUGUCUGGCGGCGACAUUACUGUCGCCUCUUCAUCCUCAUUGCGGUCCCCCCCCAUAGUGGGAAAUUCCACCUCUACUGGUUUUGGCGGCACACAGUCAUUAAAUCGACGUAGGAAGUGCUCUAGCAAUGGUACUUCUGGUGUUGGUGGUAGCAGUUCCAGUCGCCGUCGGAGACGCCGCCAACAACUACCACAAAAUCAUGCUCCCACAAUAGCAGGACGAUCAUCAUCGCCAUCCAGUGCUGCACCAGAAAUUAUGACUAUUGCAGCAACAAGUGACAGAUAUGAAACGCCACCAUUGUCUCCUUGGAAAAAACAACAAAGACGACAAAUAUGUAAAGACCAAGGAACAAGUUGUGCUGCUCCAGGCCCAGAUUUUACUGAUGAGAUUCGGCGUAUUUUGCUUUUAGACAAACAUACUGGUGACCUUAACGAUGACAAAAAGUUAGUAUUUAGAAUUAGCAUUACCAUUUUAAUAAGAUAUAUUAUUAAGAAUGUUAGGUUAGUUAAACAAAAUUCCUAAUUUAUACAAAUUGAGUUAGUUAUUAUAAUAAAUCAAUACAAUUAUAAGUUAUUUUUUUUUUUAAAUUGAAUACAUUUGCAAUAUAAUUAAUUUAAAAGUUAUUCAUUAAAAUUAAUAACAUAAGUUAAAAAAAAAACAGACAUACUUCCUAUAAUGUGUGAGCCACUGUUGUGAUAAGUUGGGAUGGUAAAGGAAAAAUUGAAUGUAUAUCUGUACUCAAAGUAUAAUUAUUACCAACAAAAACAAUUCUAAGCAGAGUUCAAUUAUAUAUGUUAUGAAACACCAUAAUGUUUAUAAUUUGAAAGUAAUAAAUUUCGUAAAUUUACCUGUUUUUUAUACAGUUUUACCAGUUCUUUCAUUCAAUUUGAAAACCCUUUAUGUACCACCCCAGAAAUUCAAAAUUCCUUUCAGAAAAGGUACUACAUUUGAAAUCAAAUCAAAAUUUUUAGUAGAAAAGUUGUUCACAGAAAACAAAACAUCACUGUAAAACCAACACAUUCCUCACUCUGCUCAUUUGCUCAUUUUGCUCUGCAAAUUAAACUAUAUCAUUUUGUCAAAUUGCUACUUAAUUUUCUAUUGAUUUUUUCUUAACACUUUUUUGCAAUACUUAUUUAUUAUAGAAUCAUAAAUUUUAAAUAAUAAUGUUUAUUAUUUUGAAAUUAUAAAAUUUCAACACCUGCUAUUUUAAAAAUAUUUUUGGUUCAUAGAUAUCUCAUCUUUUAUGGAAAAAUGUUUAUCUCUCUUCAUUAAAAAGUUUGAACAAUGAAUUUUAAUAUCAAGAAUUUGAUGUAGAGAAAGUUUUAAUUUUUGAUUUACAUAAUGUGUAUUUUAAUUAAAUGUAUUUAUCACAUAACCUGCUCAAAAAAUCCCUGUACAUAACAUUAGAUUCUGGGCUUUCAUCAACAUUACUUCCAUUCCUAAAUUAUUUUAUUUUUACUUUAAAAAAUAUAACAAAACCAUGUGCUAGGUAUUACAAAAACAAACCAUUCAAAAUGUAAAUACCUUUAUCUUAGGUUUCAUUUGAUAAUCUGUGUUUAAUGUAAUGAUGACAUUUUGAUAACAAAUCAUCAAUAUUCUUAACACAUUUGUUUUAUUAGAAAUUGGAGUAUACAUUUUAAAAAAAAUACCAAAUUAACUGAAUUUUAAGUUACUUUUUUAUUUUUAAUGCUUUAGAUUAGAAUAAUAUUAUGUGUAUUCAAAACAACACUUUUGUUAUUUUAAAGUUGGAUAAUCAUUCAGAAUUUAAACUUACUGAUUAACUUUAAAAUUACCAAUACAAGUAAAUGAUAAAUUUAAUUCUAAUUUAUUAACUUUAUUUAGUCUUAGCAUUAUUGGUGUGUUAACCUGGUAAAAAUGGUUAUUGAUAAAUACUGACUCUACUUAUAUUACUAUCAGUUCUUAUAAAUAUAAAAUAAUAAUAUCAUGUUGUUAUUCAACCUAUACUUCAUAAUAUUAAUUUGAGUAUUAUCUAUAUGUUUUUAUUUUAUUUUUGAACAAACUAGUGCUUGCAUUUCUAAUGAUUGUGAUACAAAUAAAAUUAAUAAGACGAUAACAAUUAAUAUUGUAACAGGAAAAUUGUGGGUGAAGUUGUUGAACAAUUAUCAUUAGAAAAACAUGGAUCCAUAGCAGUUGGGACAACUGUCAAAAGUCCCAAACUUGACAAAUAUGAUGAUGAAAGUAAUCAAAAAAAUGAGAAAAACAUUGAAAUUGAGAAACCAAUAGUUACAACAAUCCCAAUGACUACUACAACAAAUGUAUCUUCAGCUUCAUCAUUUGAGGAACGUGAAAGACAAAUCACAGAACAAGUUAAACGACAGGUAUGAAAAAAUUAAUUUUUUAUUUUAUUGCAUGAUCAUAAAAUUGAUAGCUUUCACCUAUAAAAUUAACUAGGUUUUCAGCCAAUUAUUACUACCCAAUAAAUGAAAAUAUUGUAGCUUAUAAUUUGUUAAAAAUAUGGAUAAAUCAAACACCUGAUUUAUUAUAAAUCAAUCCACAUGUGUACAUGAAAGUUGUUUUUUUGUUAUUAUUAUUAUUUUUGCAUAUUGUGUAUAUUAUUAUUAGACAUUAAAUAUGUUGUAGCAAGCUGAAGUAAGACGAAUACUACAGGAGCAUAAAAAUAAUGUUGUGUCCGUUGUCAGAGGAGGAGCAGCAAUUACAACUGAAGUGGCUAUACAUAGACACCAAAAACGAGUUACUGCAACAACAGAAGAAUUUUCAGAGUGGAGUGAUGAUGAAUCAGUUGAUCCAUUAUCAGCAUUAAUGGAUAACAGCUACCGGGAACAAUGUAUUGAAUUUACAAAAAAUGCAAAUGAUUUUGAAGUCAAUAGAAGUUUAGUAACAGCCAAUACUGAUUACACAGUCGGUGUUGACUGUGAUGGAUAUACAACUGGUGGUGAUGGUGAUGGAUACACUACUACUGGGUAUACAACCGAUGAAGCUGCAGCUACUGCUGACACAGGAAUGGAGAUUGUAUAUGCCACAGCUGCUGAUUCCUCAAUCACAUCUAUAGCUCAACAUCUUGAUGAUAAUCUGUCCACCAUGAAUGAUACUGGACUAACAGACGCUGAAGGUCUUAAUAUUUUCCACAACCUUAUUAAAUUUAGUUUAAAUUUCUACUCAUAGAUAAUGAUCACAUAAAUGAGCCAUACCCAGUACACAUUAAAGAGUGAUGAAAUAAAUAUUCAUUACCACACAGUAUUUAUAUCAUAACUGGUAUCAAGUAUUAUUAUCUUUAGACUAGAAAAAAAUUUUAAAUCUUUGAUACAACAUUUUAUGUUAGGUAAAAUAUGAUUAGAUAAAAUUAUUAAAAAAAAUAAAAGUGAGACAUUAUCAUACAGUCCAAAUUAAACAUUAAUUCAAGUUUAAAAGGUUCAUCUCUUAGUUUUUAUAUUAAGGAGCCUAUGUAUAACAAGAAAAACUUACAUGCCUCAUAGAAAUAUCUUGAAAAGAAUUAGAAACAUUUUUUUUUUUAUUGCAAAGAAGAAAACUUUGUACUUUUAUUUUCUAAUAAAAAAGUAUGUUCAAAAAGUUCCAAGAUCAGUCAGCUGGAUAUCAUUGGCUUCUGUAAUUUCUAAGCACAGUUUUUAUAGAUUAUCUAUAAGUUUUUUUUUUUUUUUUGAUGUCAUUGAUGUUUUUGCAAAAAUUAUUUUCAUAUUCAGUGAUUUUGUAAGAGGAAUUAAGGAUUAAAAGGAUUUUUUGAAAACAGAGUUUGUUGGAGGAGGUUUUUCCUUUUCUUUGUGGACAAAAUCUUAGUUGAUAGAGGAAUGCAAUCUUUCACACGACUUAUACUAACAAAUUGUAACUAAAAAACUGCAGAUGUACGAAAUCAAAAUUCAGAUUUGUCAAAAACUUUAUGGUAUAACUAUAUGAUAAUACACAUUUUUUGACAUUAUAAUAAUAAUCAUAACCUAUAUAAUUAUUUAAUCAUCAAAACGAAAAAAAAAUCUGCUUUAACCUUCCCCUCCCAAAAAAAAAAAAAAUAAUAAAAAUAAAGUUAUCAAGUUAAUUUUUAGGAUUCAUUACAGAAAUUGUUAAAUCCGAAAAACAUAUUUUACAUAAACAUAAGUCAAAAUAAAGAAAGUUAUAGACAAUUUGUAAAAACAAAUGUCCGCAAGAGAAAUCACAGAAAUAAUAUCAGUCAAAUAAUUCUGACACUUUUUGAACAGAUCUCGUAUGUAUCCAAAAACUUCAACAAUUAGUUUUAAAAAAAGGUAAAAGUUGGUCAUAUUCUAACUCAAGAGCAUUUAGAAAUAUAAUUUUCAAAAUACAAGUCCAACAAUCUAUGUGAAUAGUUUUCUUCUUUAAACAUAACAAAAUGUUCAAAAUCUGUUAACUUUACAAGGCAUUAGUUUUGUGUUGCAUGUUAUUGAGCAAAAUAAACAGUUUGCAGGUCCCUAAAAUUAAACAAAUAAUAUUAUAUUUAGUGUAGUCUGAAUUUAGUGUAACAAAAUACCAGAAUUCUAUUAAAAAAUUGUUGAUGCAAUUUAAAUUGAAAAUUAUAUUAAUUUAUUACUAAAAAGAGUAAUUUACAAUUAUUUGUUUUUUACAAAAUGUGUUCAUACAUUUUAACUUAAAAUGCUUAAAAUAAAUAUAGACAUUAUACACAACUUAUUUUUUCACCACUAAUUACAUAUUAUGAAGAAUCUUAUGUCAAAUUUGUGAUCAUUUUUACAGGCUAUAUAAAUUUAAUUGAUUUAAAAAUAGAAUGCAAUAUAUUUUUGAUUUUUAAAAUUGUUAUCGAAAUCUGAACUUCAGACUCAUAAAAAAUAAAAACAUGCCUACAGAUUUUUGAUAUACUUAUAUUUUCAAAUGAACAACAUUUGUUUCAAAUUGUUGGAUAUUUUUAUAAAUCCAAAAUAAUUAUAUACACAAAACUUAAAAUCUUAGCAAUUUCAAAUAGAUAUAAACAUCUCAUAAAUCAACAGAAUAUUUCCAAAAUUGUAUUAUACUUAUUAAGCUUAAACUGAGAUGAUUUGGGCAUAUCAUGAGAAAAGAAGAAUCAGAAGCCUAAUGGAAAGUACGAAAGGAGAUGAUAGAAAGACUAAAAAAAGGUAGCCAGAUACAAUUGUGAAUAUGAGAAAAGUCUGUUUAUGCGAGGUGGGUCAAGUAGAUGCUUAGGAUGAAGGUGGUUGACUUCAAAUAGUUGGGAUGAAGUGAAGAAAAAGAAGAUAUCAUAAUUAAUAAAUUUUAAUAUUUAAAUUUGGUUUACAUUUCACAUCUUUAUGAUUAAUUUUUAAUAAAUUAUUAAAAAAAAUUGAUUUUAACACAAACUGUUGUUCUGUAAUAUUAAUUUUGUUAUUUUUCCUAGUAUAAUGCAUAUAUUUACUAUAGUAAUUUAAUUUAUGUCUAUUGUAGGUGCACUAAGUGAUGUCAAUUCAAUGAUAUAUUAUAAUGAUCAUAAUGAAAAACAACAUUAUGGGAGCCGUCGUCAAAGCAGUUUAAGUAGUCGAUAUGCAAGUGAUAGCUAUUGUGAUGAUGAUGAUGAUGAUGACGAUGAUGAUUAUUUCAAUGACAACAAUGCAUUAUUUUUCCGAAACAAAUACAAUGGAGGAGAAGAAGAAUUUGGUUUGUGUGAUGAUGAUGGUAGUGGAUACAAUCUCAAUAAUCUUUUGCAGCAACAACUAUCAUCAAUACCAGAUAAUGCUUGUUCUGAUUACAAUAAAACGUAAAUAUAUGUUUUAUAAAUGUUAUUAAUACUUUUAUUAAUUUGUUUAUAAUUAUUUAUCAAACAUUUUUUAUUUUAAAUAUUUUUUUAAAUGUUUAUAUGUACAAUUAUAGAUUGUAUGUAUCCCAAACAAAAGAAACUGAACAAUCUACACUACCAUUAUCUUCUAGUACCAAAGACAGUAACCAGAAACCUCUUACUGCAUCUGAGGAAACUGCCAUAAUCUCUAGAAGACCAAGUACUGCAGUCACUACUACUUUAACAAAUAAUAAUAGUAGCAACACUCACAUAUCUGCCGCUACUACUAAUACUACUACUACUAAAAAUAUUGACCAAGAUGAACAACUUCAAAUGUCCACCAACACUCUGAAGGAUAAUUUAAAUUCAUCUUAAGAACAAAACCAGAUGCAUUGAAAAAUGUAUGUUUAUUCAAAUUGCAUUGCAAUUUAAGAUUUAUUUUGGUAUAUUUAAUAAAUUAAAAUUCUUUGCAAGUUAUAAAAACUAUUAAUUUAAAUAUACCAAACAUACUUAAAUGUGCACAUUUCAAUGCAUAGAACAAUUUACAGUAUUGUAAACUUUACAUCAAUUACUGAGUACUGUUAAAAAUAUAAGGAACUGAACGAAUUAGUAUUUUAAGCAACCCUCAUAAUCAAAUGAGAGUUUAAUAAUAAGAAUUAAAUUUAAGGAAAUAUAUUAAUUAUAAAAGCAACAUUAAUUAUAAGGUAACUUUUAAUUUUAAGAGCAACAUUAAUUAUAAGGCAACUUUUAAUUUUAAGAGCAACAUUAAUUAUAAGGCAACUUUUAAUUUUAAGAGCAACAUUUAAUUUUAAGGGCAACAUAUUAAUAAAAACACAAAAAAAAAGUAAACAUUUAUGUUUUCAUUUAUUAUUUACAUAAAGUUGUAAAUUGUACUGUCUGCUACAAUUUAAUAACAAAUUAUUUGUGAACGAUGUACAAUGUACAUGAUUGGUCAUAAUAAUUAACAUUUAUUGCCAACCACACUUCUGUGCCGUCUUCUAAAUGGAUUCCACAACCAUGUGUUUAUCUUGUUGGUAGUGUCCAAUCCUUCAUUGUCUCCAUUUGCACUAGGUCGCCUUUGUCGUCUUUGUUUGGUGGUAAGCUGUGGCAAAAGCUGAGGUGGCAAUGGUGGUGACCCAGAUAAAUUCAUCACCACUGCUGGUGUUCUCCUCCGAGGAUACAUCUACA
This is a messenger RNA of Cinara cedri, 36348 nucleotides long. NCBI's taxonomy places the organism in Eukaryota, Metazoa, Arthropoda, Insecta, Hemiptera, Aphididae. The record is from the annotation of a GenBank genome assembly.